Messenger RNA from Momordica charantia (bitter melon), 893 nucleotides. The record is from RefSeq and is a predicted model, not a curated record. Lineage: Eukaryota; Viridiplantae; Streptophyta; Magnoliopsida; Cucurbitales; Cucurbitaceae.
GUCAAUUCGCACGUGCGCGCCUCCCUUUUUAUAUUUUUGGUACGGAAAGAAAGAAAAACAUUAUCAAGAAUCAAAAGGCAUCGUCGAAGGUAUCCCAAAACAUUCGCAGUGAUUUCCCGCGCAGAUUCCGAACAUGCCUGAGAAUCCUCUGCAAGCUCUCUUUCAAACUGCCCAAAAAAUUUCGAUUUCCAUUCAAACCCAUCUCUCGAAUCUUCUUGCGCAGCCCCCCCACCAUUUACGGCCCAGCCUCAAACCUCUUUCCUCUCCGUCUUCAUCAUCCCAUGCAACUCCAUCGAAUACCGACACCGCUUACUUGCAAUCGAAUGACAUUUUCAAAAAGCCUGCUGCCCCUGUAACUAAGGAAGCGCUUGGAAGAGCUACCUGGACUUUUCUUCACAUCCUUGCUGCUCAGUACCCAGAUCACCCAACGAGGCAGCAGAAGAAGGAUGUAAAAGAAUUGAUGGCGAUAUUAUCUCGCAUGUAUCCCUGUGGAGAAUGUGCAGACCACUUCAAAGAAGUUCUGAGAGCAAACCCCGUAGAGACUGGAUCUCAUGCUGAGUUCUCCCGAUGGCUAUGCCGUGUACAUAAUGUUGUCAACAGAAGUCUUGGAAAACCAAUAUUCCCGUGCGAACGAGUUGAUGCAAGAUGGGGUAAAUUGGAGUGCGAGCAACGUGCCUGUGAUGUGCUGGGAAGCUUGCCAAAUUUUGGGGAAGAUGAUAGACGUUGAUACUAGCUACAACUAGCUUGUUGAGGUCUAUAUUUAAUUGUAAUUACAGUUGAAAAGAUGAUCGUACUAAUUCUUAUGCAAUGCUGCAACAACGAUGGUUUUAUGUGGCCAAAUCGAUGGAGGUUUCUAUUGCGUUCAUUGAUCAAUUGAUGUCUCUAUUUCAUAA